Molecule: messenger RNA, 1839 nt
Organism: Aspergillus niger
Lineage: Eukaryota; Fungi; Ascomycota; Eurotiomycetes; Eurotiales; Aspergillaceae
Exons: 4
Coding region: 1-1839 (612 amino acids)
Source: RefSeq, a predicted model, not a curated record
AUGCCCUCCCCAAGCAAGCGCAUCAUCCUCGAAAAGUCCCGCACCGUGCGCCGCCGCUACCAGCGCAGCAACAAGCGCUUCCAGUUCACCGCAUCGCAGAUCGCGCGCAUCGAGCGUGAACAAGAGCGCGAGAAACGCGCCCAGCAACUCCGCGAUAAGGAGAAGAAACGAGUCGCGAAUAAGAAGAAGAAAGCGGAGAAAGAAGCGCGCGAUAGAGAGGAACGCAGGAGAUUGGGGCGCAUGGGAUUGCCGGAUCCGAAUGCGCCCGCGCCGCCUUCGAGUCAGCCUUUAUUGUUCAAAUUUAUUAAGAAGAGGGAUGGGGAGGAGGGGGAAAGUAAUAGUGGAGGUGGGGAUACAGAAGUAGAUGAGGGAGGGGAUACGGAGGUGGAUGAGGAUCUUUUGGAGGAUUUGGAGGCGGUUGUUGAUGCUGCUGAGGCGGAUUUGGAUUUGGAUUUGGAUACUGAGGAUGAGGGGGAGGAGGGUGAGGGCGAGGAUCAUAGGGAUGAGGCUACGAGUUGCGAUCUGGGUGAGAGUGAGGAUGAACAGCAGGUUCAGGCUAAAGAGGAGGAUGAGUUCUCUGAUUGUUGUUCUAUCUUUUAUGAUGAGGAUAUCAUCAAAGAGACGGGGAAUACUACUGCGCCAGAUCAAGGUGCACCGCAGGAUAAGCCGCAGCCGGAGAACCACGCUCAGCCAGAGAACCACUCAGCUGCCGACUCAUUCCAAGAUGACACGGCACUCCUCCUCGAAGAAUUCGGUUACGAAUUCGAUAUAGACGAGGAAUUCGAACAAGCACUGGUUGCGCUGGAUGCCAUAAACAAAGCGCUUCCGACCCGAAGGCGAUCCGCCUGUCGGAUAGCGGCGCCCCUCGUCGGCUCGGGCGGUGAUAAGCUGGCGGCUCGCCUCCCCGCCACGAAACCUUCGAUCCGACGGAUUCAGCACGAGCUAGAUGCAUAUCCGAUCGAUCAUCUCCGGCAAGCAUCUCCCCUCUCAACAUUCCCACCUUUCACCUUUCACUAUCCAUUGGAGACACAUUCCAGAAGAGACACCAUGCCGACCGUCACCGUCAACAACCACCAAGUUUACUACGCCGAUACCCACCCGGACGGUGCUCCGGCCAACGGCCAGACCAUCAUCUUCAUCCACGGCCUGGGCUCGUCGCAGAACUACUACUUCCCUAUCCUCCCUUACCUGAGUAACCACCGCUGCAUCACCCUCGAUACCUACGGCUCAGCCCGGUCCACAUACACCGGCGACGCCAUCAGCAUUGCCUCCAUCGCAUCCGAUGUCGUGGGGGUCUUAGAUGCACUACAAGUGCCCAAGGCCGUGGCCGUCGGCCACUCAAUGGGCGGUCUCGUAGUAACCCUCCUGGGCGCACAGUACGGCGACCGCAUAUCAGGCGUCGUAGCUAUCGGGCCUACUCACCCGUCUGAGAAGCUCACAGAGGUGAUGACGCAGCGCAGCGAGACAGUCUCAAAGGCUGGCAUGGAACCCAUGGCAAACACCAUCCCCAAUGGAGCAACCGGCUCCCGCAGCUCCGCACUCGUGAAGUCGUUCAUUCGUGAACUGAUCAUCGGACAGAACCCCAAGGGUUACGCAGCGCUCUGCUUGGCGAUUGCUAAUGCGCCGGUGAUUGAUUACUCGAAGGUUACGGCGCCGUACUUGCUGAUUGCGGGCGAGGAGGAUAAGUCGGCGUCGAUGGAGGGGUGCGAGCAUAUUCAAGCGAGCGUGUCGAGUGCGCAGAAGAAGUUGGAGGUGUUGCGGGGAGUCGGGCAUUGGCAUUGUGUGGAGGCGCCGGAGGAGGUUGGAGGACUUAUUGGGGGGUUUGUGCAAACCCUGUAA